AUGAGAAAAGACUACAACUACUUCCCCCUGUUGAACGCUUAUGGCAUAAACUCCAAAGAGAAUUUCGACAGUUUACGGUGCCUAUACCAAAGUGGCCAGAAGCUGAGGAACUAUGAUGAAGACAGUAUUGGUGACUUCGAGAUUCAAACCUUACUUGACAGGCGGUGCAGACGUAUAGGACGUCACAGAACCCCAUACAUGGAAUACCUUGUCCGGUGGAAAGGAUACGGCCCUGAACACGACCUAUGGUAUAGACGCCAGGACUUAAUGGAUGCGAAGAUGCUGUUGAGAGACUACGACAACUCUCACCCGCAUAACAACUGUCCCGUUCACGGACAGUUGGAUUCCAAAGACGCCACGACCCUAUUAGCCGAAGCGUUGCUGGCGAUUCUAGCAAAAGACACCUUGCCGGUCAUUAUAUCUACCUAUAUGGACGCUAAUACGCCCUGGUAUAGGUAG
Messenger RNA from Nannizzia gypsea CBS 118893, 459 nucleotides. RefSeq lists its product as hypothetical. The coding region runs from base 1 to 459 and encodes 152 amino acids. NCBI's taxonomy places the organism in Eukaryota, Fungi, Ascomycota, Eurotiomycetes, Onygenales, Arthrodermataceae. The record is from RefSeq and is a predicted model, not a curated record. The transcript is spliced from 3 exons.